Molecule: messenger RNA, 3930 nt
Organism: Gasterosteus aculeatus aculeatus (three-spined stickleback)
Lineage: Eukaryota; Metazoa; Chordata; Actinopteri; Perciformes; Gasterosteidae
Gene: gpc3
Product: glypican 3
Biological process (GO): cell migration; positive regulation of canonical Wnt signaling pathway; regulation of protein localization to membrane
Cellular component (GO): extracellular region; cell surface; plasma membrane
Source: RefSeq, a predicted model, not a curated record
GCAUCACUACUAUACGCGUCAGGGAAAACUCAAUACACGCAGGUCCACGUUGUGACGCGCGCUUUUUUUAGGGGGAGGGUUGGAGGAGCGAGCACAUGUAUCCGGGAGUCGUCGACCUGUGCAGCAAGCCGGGAGUCAGAGCCGCAAGUGAAGAGGGACUCAAGUUAUCCGCAUCUGAGUGGAGCAUACGGACCGUUUGAGGGGGCGGUGGAAGGAGAGCACGAGGAUGCUGAGCCGCAGCCUCACCAGCCAACCAGAGCUACUCCGGUAACUUUAGCGCGCCUGUGAAGUUUAAUCUCCAUCCUUCCCGGUUCCCCGCGACGCGCCGCUCUUUCACGAUGGUCUGUUCAUCGGUCCGCGGCACGCUCCUGCUGUGCGUCUCCCUCCAGCUCUUCUCCCUGCCCGGCGGACAAGUGCCGACGUGCCAGGAGGUGCGCACUGUGUUCCAGUCCCUGCAUCCGGGCUCCAAGUGGGUCCCCGAAACCCCGGUCUCAGGUGCAGAUCUGCAGGUAUGCCAAACCAAAGGCCCGACCUGCUGUUCAAAGAAAAUGGAGGAGCGGUACCAGGUAGCCGCGCGCAGCAACUUGGAGUCUGGUCUGCAGGUUGUCAGUGCUCAACUCAAGCGUCUCAUCAUCCAGAACGCCGCCAUUUUCCAAGAGGCCUUCGACCUGGUGCUGCGUCACGGCCGCAACUUCACGCUCGCCAUGCUCAAGUCGGAGUUCCCGGGUCUCGGGGGCGGAGCCCAGAGCUCCGUGGGGCAGCUGUUCCUGGACAUGUCGCUCUACAUCCUGGGCUCGGACUCCACGGUGGACCACAUGGUGGAGGUGCUUUAUGGCCGCCUCUUCCCCCUGGCCUACCGUCGCCUGCUGGGCGGCGUCGCGUCCUCCGCGUCCGAGGAGUGUGUCAGGGGAGCCUGGAAGGACUCUGGAGCGUUCGGCCCAUAUCCCAAGCUGAUGAUGACCCGUCUGUCUCGCUCCCUCCUGGCCACGCGCGUCUUCCUGCAGGCGCUGAACCUGGGCAUCGAGGUGGUCAACACCACCGACCACCUGCGGCCUGGCCGGGACUGUGGGCGGGCCCUGCUGAGGCUGUGGUACUGCCCACACUGCCAGGGCCUGCUGGGGCCGCCGGCCUGCAGGGGCUUCUGCCAGGCCGUGAUGCAGGGCUGCCUGGGGGGAGCGGCCGAGGUGCAGCCGCACUGGAGGAGCUACGUGGAGGGACUGGGGAAGGUGGCCGGCGCCAUGAGAGGGGAGCAGGAUCUGGAGGCUGUCGUUCUCAGGGUGCCUUCCAUGAUCAAACUGGCUCUCAGGCACGCUGUGGGCGCUCGCACCCGCCUUACUGCCCUGGUGAGCGGGAUGUGCGGAAGCACUCCCCAGCGCGCCUCCCGCUCUGUGGCAUCCUCCCCCCCUCCUCCUCCUCCUUCUCCUCUUGCCGCCGCCUCCGCGGCCCGCUACGCGCAGCUCUCCCCCCCGGACUAUGACGAGACUCUGGGCGGCCUCCGCAGGGAGUUCAUAUCCAACUUGAAGGGCUUCAGCUCCUUCUACAGCGGUCUCGGGGAGGCGCUGUGCAGCCGCGAGGCGGCUCCCGCGAACCAUUCCCUCUGCUGGAACGGCCAGGAGAUGACAGACAGGUUUCCUGGGCCGGGCCUGAAGCGACCGCACCCCGGCUCCGAGGUCCGAAGUAACAAGCCCCCCGAGCCGAUCAUCAGCCAGAUCAUAGACAAACUCAAGCACAUCAACCAGUUGCUGCGCCUGGUGACCGUGUCUGACAAGCGCUGGAGGGCCCGGUCACGUGACGUUGGAGCGGACGCGGGGAGCGAUGACGGGGAGGAGGGGCUGGAGAGCGGCGACUGCGACGACGAGGACGAGUGCAGCGGGGUGUCGGGGCUGGGGCCGCCGCCGAGACGCAAGCGGUUACGCAUCUUUGCAGACCUGGCCGAUAACCUGGCAAUGGACGACUUCACCUUCCAGGAGCAGCUGCUGACCCCUCAUCUGGCCACGGGCGGCGCCGGCGCCGCCUCCUCACCUGCCGCCGAGCUGUGGAGGAGCCGCCUGGUGCCGACGCUCGCUGUGGCGCUCGCUCUGCUCCUGCUCCGCCCCCACUGACCGCUGCAUUCUACCACUCCUCACUUUCCUCCCCGUAGGAUUCAAUAGGAACUCUGUCGAACCGUUUAUUGUCUUUUUUUAAUUCGGCUCCCAGUGUGAAGUUCAGUGCCUCCUCAAAGGGAGUGUUGAACAAUAAAUGCUACAUUUACUUCAUCUCUCUCAGCGAGAACCUAUUUGGUUUCAUUAAAAAAAUGACUGUUGGUCCUCAACUAACCUAUUAAAGGACACCAUACAAACCCACGGCGACGUCUAGAUGAGCUGCGGCCCACGUCCACUAGGACCCUUGUGCCCUCUCGCCUCCUCUCUGCUCUCUUUCUGACUUCUGUUUGAAGACAAGGUUGACGGGGCGCCCUGGUCGUGGCGCGGCCGUGUCAUAGACCUGCAGGUGGGGAGCUCCUUGGAGAACAGACACACAGCAAAAACGCUGCCUGUCUGCAACACGUUACUGCCCUGCAGAACCAAGUUGGAAAAAGAAGAAGAAGAAGAAGAAAAGCUUUUGCUACUCUCGUCUUUGGCAGUGACUGAUCUGCUGCCAGGACUGGGCUCCAGCUGGUGGGUUGUUGUCUACUGGUAUCCUCACAGGCUGAGGUGAAACCCUUAUUUAAACAUGCACAGUAGCUUAAGAUGCCCUCUUACUACCUAAAGCCAUGGUAGACACUAGUUUUGGAGUUAUUGGGAAAAAUACCAAACAUAAGCUCUCAGCAUUUUGUUGAUCAAUGUUGAGAAUGAUGCUAUUAGCCUUCAGCUAACUAGUUGUGAGGUCGAAGCAGAAGGUUAAACUACCAGCACCCUUUUCUCAAGUCCGUCCUCCCCUUUUUGGACGGUUUUGCAGUGUAGCCAUUCUUUGACCGUGCUGGAUUAGCAGCAGCUUCUGCAGAAUAUUCUGCCGUGGAAUCAGGCCUCCACCACCUGAAGGGACGUGAAGGUGCAUUUGUAGAAGAGCCGAUAGGUACGACCUCCCUCCAAAAUGACUCAGAAAAUGAUUUGCUGCUGAAAGGUUAUUAUGUCAUUUGUUUAGCCCACUGACACCCAAAAUAAAUGAAAUUCUCCACCAGGUUUAAACCCCCUCUUUCUCUCUCAUUGUCUGUGUCCUUGUGAUAGCUACAUUGUUUUGAGCUGAUUCAGUCUCAAGAGGUCACACUCCUAUGGUCAGUGUUUGCUUUGUUUUGUAACGCAGAUUUUUUUGUAUUGUAUUUGUAAUAGUAUAGAUGUAUGUUUCUCUCUGUUGCUAUGUUUACAAAAGAAAAAGUUUAUGUAGAAAAUGUUUAGCUUUGACACGGCGGAAAAAGCGAUGAGUAAUGUGUAAUAUAAAUAUGUGUAAAAUACUUUUGUAGUUGGUUUGCAUUGAGCUCACAUAGUAUCAAAGCCUGGCUUUUGCAUUCCCUUAUUUGUCCUUCUAUUUUCUGUUUGAACCAGAAGUCAGAGGUUUUUUUUUUUGUAGCAUUUGUUCGGUUUGGACUGUAUUCCAGCUCUGGUUUCUGCUGGAUUCUGCUCACACCAGAACAUCCUCUCAAACACACACUUGUAAGCGUCUUGAGCGGUCGCAGAGCACAAAGCACAGGUGUAACUGAUAGCAACGGCGAUGGCUUGGUUCCAUUCAGCUGUGGUCCAGCCAGGGAUCCGGCAUGCAGCAGAGUGCCAGUUCACCGACUCCGGACCACAUGAGCAGAAUAAAGCCGUCAGCAGUUCUUCUCGCUAUUGUUUUUGUCAUGAGAGAUAUCUGUGAUCAGACGUUGAUAUAAAUGAAUGCCCAGUUGUAAAGUCUGUCUUUUUUCCCGGUUAAAUGCUGAUGUAAAGUACAAUGUAUAAUAAACUAAACAUGUUUUAA